This is a messenger RNA of Cladophialophora carrionii CBS 160.54, 4662 nucleotides long. RefSeq lists its product as uncharacterized. Gene Ontology annotation, biological process: siRNA processing. Gene Ontology annotation, cellular component: RISC complex; nucleus; cytoplasm. NCBI's taxonomy places the organism in Eukaryota, Fungi, Ascomycota, Eurotiomycetes, Chaetothyriales, Herpotrichiellaceae. The record is from RefSeq and is a predicted model, not a curated record. The coding region runs from base 1 to 4662 and encodes 1553 amino acids. The transcript has a single exon. Gene Ontology annotation, molecular function: DNA binding; ribonuclease III activity; ATP binding.
AUGGCGAUCAAUGACAGCGCCACAAAAUUGGCAGACCGAUUGGAAGUAAAUCUGGGACAACGAGACGAAGACUAUCUCACUGAAUCAGAAGAUGAAUCUGGAUCUCAACUAUUGAGCUCAGCGAGCCAGGUCGACUUCGAUCUCAACAAAGCAACCUUGAACAACUACAUCAUCGCCCACGCCAACGAUGGUGUCGACACCGUGGCAGCCCGAGAGAUCAAAAACGGUGAAUCUAACAGGAUUAUCGACCAAGCCCGCGAGUAUCAGCAAGAGCUCUUUGAUAAGGCCAAAGAUGAGAACAUCAUCGCUGUCCUCGAUACUGGCAGCGGCAAGACCCUCAUUGCUGCGUUGCUGAUUAGACACUAUCUCCACGAAGAAAUCAUUACUCGAAACCAGGGCAAGGCGGCGAAGAUCGUAUUCUUUCUGGUCAACAGUGUCCAUCUUGCUCGACAACAGGCUCGCUUUCUCAGCAGCAAUCUACCACAGAAGGUCAUCCCUCUCUUCGGGGAUACAUCUGACGACCUGUGGAAGAAAGCGGAAUGGAGCAGAAUCUUUGCCGAAAACAGCGUCGUGGUCUGCACAGCUGCUGUGCUCGAUUCUUGUCUCAUGCAUUCGUUUGUCAAGAUUGGCCAGAUCUCUCUUCUUAUCUUCGAUGAAGCUCACCACUGCAAGAAGAACCACCCAUAUUCGCGGAUCAUCAGGGACUACUACCUCAAAUGGAAAGGUGACAGACCGCGCAUCUUCGGCAUGACAGCUUCCCCUGUUGACUCUAAGCGAGACAUUGCCAAGGUGGUUUCUGAUCUGGAGGCGUUGUUGCAGAGCAAGAUCGUCACGACGACUGAUCUCUCCAUCUACGAGUUUGCGCCUCGAGCAAAGGACGUCAUCUGGCUCUACCCUCCGCUAGACGGUGAAUAUCAGACCGAUCUAUGUUCUACCCUCGAGCCGCUGUGUGGGUUUGUCAAAGACUUGGCUCAUUACUUCAUUUUCUCGCGGUUCGCCUCCAAACACCUGGGAGGGUGGGCAGCAGACAGGAUCUGGAAAUAUGCACUCCCAACCUCUGAGCACCAGUCGGCGGCAAUCGUCCGAAAAUAUGAGCGGAGCGUAGCAUACAUGGAGAUAACAGACCCCAAUCAGCGACAGGCAAAGAUGAAACUGAUUCGAGAGGCUGUUUCGGUCGUGCACAGAUACACCUUCCGUCCCCCGCAGGUCGAUGAGGACAGGGAACUGUCUCCGAAAGUGACAAAGCUGUAUGAGGAGCUGAAAGACCGGUAUUUGGCGGGGCCAACCACUCGAUCGAUAGUAUUUGUCGAGGAGAGACUGACGGCCAUGAUUCUUUGCGACCUCUUUGAGUCCGUUGCUCUCCCCCACCUCCGCCCUGGCGUUCUCGUCGGAGUUUCACAGUCUGGAAUAGAGGCAGGUUCGUGGCGGGACCAAGAAACCGUUAUGGAGAAGUUCAGGACUGGAGUCAUCAACAUCAUCUUUGCAACCAGCGUCGCCGAAGAGGGCAUUGACAUCCCGCAGUGCAACCUUGUCAUCCGCUUUGACCUUUACAAAACUCCCAUCCAAUAUAUGCAGAGUCGAGGCAGAGCGCGAAUGAAGGAUUCAGUCUUUGUGCAUAUGAUUGAAGAAGGAAAUUUCUCACAGGAAGCAGGUGUCAACUUUGCCAUGCAGCAGGACGAAUAUAUCAGAGAGUACUGUCGGCAACUGCCACCGGAUCGGUUGUUGGGCCAAGGCUCCAAGUUAAAACAACUGAUGGCCAGAGAUGCGAGUUGCCAGAGCUUCGUCACUGGUGCUGGCGUUCUAGCAAAUUAUGCAAACUCGCUACUGUUGCUCAAGCGCUACACCGAGUCGCUGAAGAAGAUCGGAGCGGCUUCCUCUGAGAUUUACGAUGAGAUGAUCGGCGCCGAAGAGAACAUGUUUCAGUACAAGGUCAUCCUUCCUCCUACCGAUGACCCGCGAACUGCUGGAGUGAAAGGAGCCAAGGGUGAACCACGAACAAACAAGGCGUUGGCGAAGCGCUCGGCUGCAUGGCAUUGCAUCUACAAACUGCGGAAAGCCCAUCUGUUGGACGAGAAUCUGGACAGUAUCUUCUCGAAGGUGAAACCAGCCAAUCUGAAUGCUCGUAUUGCCGUAUCCGAGAGGAAGGAUGAGUACGACAAGAAAGUGAAACCGGAUUUCUGGGUUAACAGCGGAACAACAUCACCCAUACUACCUACUGAGCUGUUCGUCACACACAUACGGGUCGAGCCUGAAUCAAGCGCAUGGUCAUCCGAGGGUGUGCUUCUCUUUUCUCGCGCGAAACUCCCAGCCAUCCCCAGAUUCUCUGUCUAUGUGGACAAUAAUGUUGAGAAGCAUGUCACGUUUUACCAAUAUGCGGACCCAGUCGUCGUCACCACUGAUCAAGUCGAAGCAUUGACUACUUACACUCUAAAUGGCAUCUUUUACGAUAUCUUCAACAAGCAAUAUUCCCACAACUCGACCUCAAUGAGCUACUGGCUGGCCCCCCCAGGGCAGCCAGGACAAUCGAGGGCUUUCGAAAAGGUCGUACAUAUGAAACAGCUUUUGGCUGCAGGGGCACCUGAACGAGGAAAGUGGAACCCUUCUACGAGUUCAUCCGAUGCACGUAAAUGGUGUAACGCCUUUCUCGUCGACCGAGGAAGCGGAAAGUUCCGCUAUUUCACGGGAGAAAUUCUGCCGGGAAAGACGAUCUUCGAUGCCACCCCUGACAGCGCAAAGAGCCUGAACAAAAAGUACGACAAGACAAUCAUUGAAUUCUCGGACAGCACCUGGAGAGCGAAGUCGAAGGAUUUUGAGAAAGAAGUCAAGGACGGGUAUGAUGCACAUCAGCCUGUACUGGACGCCAAAGCAAUCAUAGCAGGUCGGAAGUACACCAAGAAAUGUCCCGAGAAAGAACAGCGAUAUGCCUUCUGCCACAUUGCUCCACAGCCAUUGGAACUCGGUCGGAUCUCUUAUUCAGUGGCCCAAACGUGCAUACUGUGGCCUUCUAUUCUUCACAGAUUGGAAGGCUACCUCAUCGUAAGGGAGGCCUUCCAGAAGCUUGACCUUGAGCACGUACCUCUGGACUUGGCUUUGGAGGCUUAUACUCAAAACUCUUCCGCCGAAGCAGAGAUUGCCGGAUCUGGAUCGGAUGCUGGGGGUCAGCAUCGGCCGGAAGGGGAGGAGCAGCCUGACACGUCCAAGGAGACGGGUGCCAUGAAUUACGAGCGGCUCGAAUUCAUAGGAGAUUCGCUUCUCAAGUUGAUGACCACCAUCACAGUCUACAACCGCACGACCUGUAACGAGGAGGGCAUGCACUGCAAACGUAUGAACCUGCUAUCGAAUAGUCGGCUGUGCGAGACAGCUUCGGCGCCUCAUUACGAGCUCUACCGCUACAUCCGUUCGACCGGCGAGAGUUGGCGAGAUACCUGGUACCCUGAGUUUCUGGAGCGGGUUGGAAAGGGUCGUAUCAUCAAAUUGACAGACAAGCACCGCAAGCAUGCCCUGGGCAAGAAGACCAUCGCAGAUGUAUGCGAGGCGACGAUCGGAGCAUGUAUCAUGACGAGCCAGCAUUUACCCACGGAAGAGAAGUUCGACCUCGGAAUCAAAGCAAUCACCAAGCUUGUCGAACACCCUGACCAUGCGAUCAACUCUUGGAAGGAGGUCCUGCCCAUGUACAAGCCUGCCGCCUGGGUCGGAGAGCUCAACGAUCCGAUAGCCAAUGAUUAUGCGGACAAAGUCUUCGCGGUUACGGGCUAUCGAUUCAAACAUCCACGCUUGAUCCGCUCAGCCAUGACCCACUCGUCGGACCAGCACUCUCCCGUGCAAGAUCUCCAGCGCCUCGAGUUCCUCGGUGACGCAUGUCUCGAUUGGGUCUGUAUCUGGUGGCUCUUCUCGACCAAUCCGACCCGAGAUCCGCAGUGGUUGACCGAGCACAAAAUGGCCAUGGUGAGCAACAAAUUCCUGGCCGCUCUUGCCGUCAUCCUAGGGUUCAACAAGUUCGUCUACGCCACGAGUACCGCCGUUUACGACGAGAUUGGCAGCUACGCAAGCAAGGUGCAAGAAGCGUGGGCAGACGCCAAUGUGAAACCCGAUUUCUGGACCCGCGUGGUCACCGGCUCCAAUGUCCCCAAAGUCCUCGCCGACCUGGUGGAGAGCUAUCUCGGGGCCGUGCUCGUGGACUCCAACUUCGACUUCAGAGAGAUUGAGAAGUUCUUUGAAAAGCACGUCAAGUGGCACUUUGAGAACAUCGAGGCCUACGAUACAUUCGCGAACCGUCAUCCGACCACCCAUCUUGUCCGUCUCCUGACUCAAGAUUUCGGCUGCCGCAAAGCCGUGCCCGUCCCGACUGAAGGAUCUGUCCCACCCACCACGCACGCCGAAGAAGGAGAAGACGGCGAUGUUGACGUUGAUGGAGGCGAUGCCGCAAUGACAGGCGUGGAAUGCCAUUUGGGGUGGAUGGUGCAUGGCAAGAUCGUGACCAUCGGCAAGGGCCACAGUGUGAAGUACGCAAAAGUCCGAGCAAGCAAGGCUGCACUGAAGAUCUUGGGGAAAUUGACCGUCGACGAAUUCAGAAAGCAGUGGAAAUGUGAUUGCCAGACAGAGAGGCGGAAGGCGUCGGUGGGGAGCGUGAAGUCGAGCACCAAUUAUCAAUCAACGAGCUAG